AUGGCCAUCACCGAGUUCCUCUUUCCAGCACUGAAGAAUGAUAAAGCUUCAGUCGAAAUGAUCACACGGAUUGCCCCAAUAUUCCGCAAGAAAUUGACACACCCAAAUCCUGGGUUUCUCCAAGGUUUCCGAGGAUUCGUUGUCACCGAAAAUGGAAAGGACGUGAGAGAAGAUUUCAGGGAGAUUGUCAUCUUUGAAUGGGACAAAAUGGACUCUUUCCACCACUUCGUCAAAUCGGAUCAGCUCAAAGAUGCUGUGUCGUCAAUAAAGCAUUUGAUGAACGGACCCCCGACGCUACAGCUCUUUGACACGAAUGUUGGACCCAAAGACGCAGCUUCAUCGCCUAUCGUCGAGAUUAUUCAGGCCAGAAUUUCGAAACCCGACCAUAUUGACGCCUCGUUAAAAGCGUGGGAGAAACUAUCUGGUCAUGUUGCCGAACGUCAAACCACCGUCACAUACGGCAAAAGCUUGAAUCUGGAGAAUUAUGUUGUUGCCGGGAUUAUCGGCUGGCAGGGACUUAAGGAAUACUCGGAAGGUUCUCAAGAUGAGCGCUUCCUGGAAGCUCUGGAUUCCCUCAAGUCCUUGGGAGAGAUCUCCCGAAUCACUGUUGAGGUUGAAGCGAUAGAAUUAGAGCCUCUUUGA
Messenger RNA from Penicillium atrosanguineum, 642 nucleotides. RefSeq lists its product as uncharacterized. NCBI's taxonomy places the organism in Eukaryota, Fungi, Ascomycota, Eurotiomycetes, Eurotiales, Aspergillaceae. The record is from RefSeq and is a predicted model, not a curated record. The transcript is spliced from 3 exons. Bases 1 to 642 code for a protein of 213 amino acids.